Molecule: messenger RNA, 891 nt
Organism: Trichoderma virens Gv29-8
Lineage: Eukaryota; Fungi; Ascomycota; Sordariomycetes; Hypocreales; Hypocreaceae
Exons: 3
Coding region: 1-891 (296 amino acids)
Source: RefSeq, a predicted model, not a curated record
AUGGCCCCUUCAGUUCUCAUCAUUGGCGCCGGCGGUGCAUUUGGACGGCCUCUGGUGGAAGAAUUUAUCAAACAAAAAUCUCACUUCUCCAGGGUUGGCAUCCUAGCGGAUCCAGCCAAAGUGUCCAAGUUUUCCGAUGCCGUAGCUCAAGGUAUCGACGUUGUUCCUGGCUCCUUUUUGGACCCCAAGGCCUAUGAAGGCUUUGAAGUUGUUGUAUCGCUGGCGGGCAAUGCCAUCAUGAGGCUGCAGCCUGCCAUGAUUGAGUCUGCUAUUGCAGGCGGAGUUCGUCACUUUUACCCCUCGGAAUUCGGAUCAGAUGUUGCCCAGGACAGUCUCAAAACUUUCCGCUACUUUCGUGAUAAGCGAGUGACUCGCGAUCAUCUUGCGGCCAAGGCCAAGGAGCAUUCGGACUUUUACUAUACGCUCAUGCUGACUGGCAUCUUCACCGAGUGGGCCGCAGAUCCAUUUUACGGGGUUGAUGUUGAGGCACAUGUUGCAAAUACCUAUGGACGCCCGGAUGCGCAGAUCUCUGUGACAUCAAUUCCUGACAUUGCGAGGUUUACUGUUGAGUCUAUCUUGCUGCCUCUGACUCCCGGAGUUCAAAAACGCGAAAUCCGAGUGACUGGAGAACGUACAACCUGGCAAAAGUUCAUUGAUGACUUGGGCGAGGUUCAGGGGGCUAAAUACCAGUGCACAUAUCUGGAUCCUGCCGAGGCUGCUGCCAAGCAAGACGAGGCCCGAAAGAGUGGCGAUGAGGUCGCCGAGCUGAUGUGGUCAGUCAAGCCCCUGGCUGCCUCCGGAAACGGAAUCGUACCUGGGCAGCUGGAUAAUGACAAAUUCUCCUUCCGGCCGGAGUCUGUCAAGGAGACUUUCAAGCGGGUCUAUGGAUAG